AUGGAAAAUAUCCGUAGUCAAGAUUUAAGAGAGCGUCAAAGGGAAAGACGAGUACAACAUGCAAGAGAUCGAAGACAACGGAUGAGUGUUGAGCAAAGACAACAAGAAUUAGCUAGAAGGCGUUCGAAUUACAGACAAAAUAAAGACAAAGAGAAACAAGUUCAAACAUAUAAUACUUCAAAUAUGAGAACCAUAAUGCCAUUUCAAGACUUGACGAAUGUCAAUCUUGCUUCUCGAUUGUUUUCAAUGGCACAUGACAGUGAAGCUGGACCGAGUAAUGCACAUGUCAGUCACAUUCCAUCCCUGGAUCAAAAUUUUCCAUGCCUAAAUUUUCAACAAACUGAUAACAACGAAGCAAGACCAUCUAUAAGAAAUAUUUAUGACAAUGAUUGUGAAUCACCUUCGCAAAAUAUGAAUUCAACGGUUGAAACUCACGAAACACAGUCAGUUUUUGAUCAAGGUACAAUUAUGUAUUUCUAA
Messenger RNA from Lathyrus sativus (Indian pea), 480 nucleotides. The record is from the annotation of a GenBank genome assembly. NCBI's taxonomy places the organism in Eukaryota, Viridiplantae, Streptophyta, Magnoliopsida, Fabales, Fabaceae.